Messenger RNA from Trichoplusia ni (cabbage looper), 2984 nucleotides. RefSeq names its product elongation of very long chain fatty acids protein 7-like. The coding region runs from base 1025 to 2185 and encodes 386 amino acids. Gene Ontology annotation, molecular function: fatty acid elongase activity. Gene Ontology annotation, cellular component: endoplasmic reticulum membrane. The record is from RefSeq and is a predicted model, not a curated record. The transcript is spliced from 8 exons. Gene Ontology annotation, biological process: sphingolipid biosynthetic process; fatty acid elongation, polyunsaturated fatty acid; fatty acid elongation, monounsaturated fatty acid. NCBI's taxonomy places the organism in Eukaryota, Metazoa, Arthropoda, Insecta, Lepidoptera, Noctuidae.
UUAGUUUUUGAUAGAGGAAAUUGUGAAAAUAAUUUAUAAUAGAAGCAUAAUACGUGUCUCGAAAUAUCUUCUUACACUUACAAGGUCUCAAAACAUCGAGAAUAUAAUAAAAAAUCUGUGAAAACACGAAAGCAUCUUAUUUGCCAACACUCAGCUACGCUCAACCUCGCUAAGAUCCUUUGUCACGGGCAGACCUGUCAUGUUUAUCAUAAUUAGUUUUAUUUGUUGUCGCCGCUAACACACGUAGUGUCACGGACACACGUUCUUUGUUUUAUGACCAUUUCUCACGUAAAUGUGCUCUAAUUAACCUGGUAUUUAUGAAGGCUCGACUUAGCUAGGAACUUGGGUUUUGCAAUCAUGUUUCGGUUUUUGUGAUAUUGUUUUGAACUUGGAGACGAAUUAACCCUCCAGAAACUUCUAGACGCCGUCAAAAUCCGACGUACCUAUGAAUACAAGAAAAAAUAUAUUUUUUCGUGAACAAUGUAUUGAAUCAUUCAGUUUAUGAACAAAAACCAACAAUUCAAAACAAAAACCGUAUCCCAGCACUUGUAAAAAUGAAUGCACUUUGAACUCGGCAAGAAAUCUGACCGGUCGUUGGGUAAAGAAAACCCGACUUUUUGCUAAGGGCUUUAAGUUUCGUAUUCGUUGGUCGUGACGUGAGACUUGUGUCCUUGUAUCCGCGUGGGAGUAGGAAGGCAUGUGAUUGGCGAAGCAAGCGCGGGCUAUUCAAUUGCGGCUCGGAUAGCGGCGCGCGCGCACUUUCGCAAAACUUCAGUUAAGUUUUCGCUUUCAUCCGCUGAGAUGAGGUGCGCACGUGUUUAGUAUAUUGUGGGCAUUUAUUGUUAUAUUAAAUAAAAUGCUGUCGACCAAAUACUAUAGGUGACAUCUUGCUUUCGGCAAACUGUUACCAGGACUGAAAACGAAAAAAACUUCAUAAAGUGAAGUGUAAAGUGAGAAGUGAGACUGAAGAAAUAAUUAUAAUUAUUUUUCUAUAGUUAAGUGACUGAAAAAAAAAUUAGCCAAAAUGACCGGUUUUGUGAAAAUUGCUAUCGAUGAUUACUAUUCUGAUAGUAAUUGGACGACGAUUAUAAACAAAUAUUGGAUGCUAGCAGAACGAGUGUCAGACCCCCGGGUCCAAGGAUGGUUCCUCUUCGACACCCCGUUACCGACACUCGCCAUGGUCUGCGUGUACCUCGCGUUCGUGAUGGUCUGCGGGCCGCUGUACAUGGCCAACAAGAAACCCUUCCAGAUACAGAACACCUUAGUGUGGUACAAUGCCUUCCAAGUCAUGCUGUCACUGUAUAUGUUUUAUGAGCACCUGAUGUCGGGUUGGUGGGGCGACUACAGUCUAUCGUGCCAGCCAGUGGACUACAGCGACAGUGAUAAAGCGAGACGGAUGCUCCACCUAUGCUGGGUCUACUACUUCUCCAAGCUGUCGGAGUUCGCGGACACCGUGUUCUUUGUUCUCCGUAAGAAGAAGAGUCAGAUCACUUGGCUGCAUCUCUACCAUCACUCGCUGACCCCCUUCGAAGCCUGGCUGCUUGUUAAGUUCAUUGCUGGCGGUCACGGAACCUUCUCGAACAUCGUGAACAACCUCGUGCAUGUGAUCAUGUACAGCUACUACAUGCUGGCGGCCAUGGGACCCCAUUACCAGAAGUACCUGUGGUGGAAGAAACACCUCACUACACUUCAACUUAUCCAAUUCUUCAUGGUGCUGUUCCAUUCGAUCAGCGCCUUGGUGUACGACUGUGGAUAUCCAAAGAUCAUCGCAUCUGGUUUGAUUCUCCAUUCAUCGAUCUUCAUCGUCCUGUUCACGAACUUCUACAUCCAAGCUUACAAAGACAAACCAAAGAACCGAGUAGCAAAACCAGUGAACAACAACAACAAUGAAGAAACUCAUCUUUUCAACGGCAAAAGCGAGCCCAAUGGUCACAUUAAAAAUGGUGAUCUAAACGGACAUCUCAAAAACCGAGAACAAAAUGGAUACGCCAAAAACGGUGAUCUGAAUGGAUAUGUUAAAAAUGGUGAUGCGAACGGCUACACAAGGAAUGGAGACAUCAAUGGCUAUGCAACACAUGAGAUUCAUGGAAUGAACGGAUUUCUGAACACGAAUGGUCAUUUGACAAAUGGUUAUACGAACAGUCAAGUGCUAUACGACGCGACAGUUAAGGAAAAAGUGCAUUAGCCUCUACUUUACGUUAGAUUGUACUUUUUAUAUCAUAUUAGUUUGUUUGGAGAGUCGAAGGUACUUUGGUGUUUGUACCUUUAAUGGAAAUAAAACGAACUCAGUGACUGUAGAAAGUGUAAUUUCUAUAGUUCGUUUCUCGUUGCGUUAACAUCAAAUAUAACAACACGUUUUUUAUCAACGAUAUGAGUUUAAAUCGGUUUUUUGAAUGACGACGAUGAAUGUUAAUCGAUUCGAAAAUUAUUGUCAAUAAAAAUAAAAGUUGGUGCGAAAGAAUGCAGUAAAAAAUUUGAACUCAAUUUAGGGAAUUGAGGGCCAUUUUUUUACUGUUUGCUUUUAUUGCAAUUUUGUAGGUACAGCUUGCCAUAAGAAAAACGUUUUUUUUUCCUUGGCAAUAAAUUAUGUAAUUCAUCAUACCUUCGAUUCUCCUUCAAAUGUUGUACAGUUAAAACCAGUGUAAUUAUAACUUUAAACAUCUUAUGAAAAGAUUGUGGUAAACUUGUAAAUAAUUUGGCAACAUUUUACGGUAUACUUUUUCCCUAUAUACGUAUUUCCUAUAUUAACAGUUUAACAUUUAAACUACCUCAUGAGUGGACUUAUACUAUACUUACUUUAAGUGGCGAAAUAUAUUUGUGAAAUGUAUAUUCACUCAAAUUGAGAUUUUUGUUAUAUUUCUUACCCUCUUUAAUUGUUUAUACUAAAAUACUUGCCAAAGUACAUUGGUUCCAUUGCUUCCAUCCAUACUGAGCUUUAUUUAGUUAUAAGUAAAAAUAACUGUAAAUAAAGUGUUAAAUUAUUU